Molecule: messenger RNA, 2037 nt
Organism: Colletotrichum phormii
Lineage: Eukaryota; Fungi; Ascomycota; Sordariomycetes; Glomerellales; Glomerellaceae
Exons: 1
Coding region: 1-2037 (678 amino acids)
Source: RefSeq, a predicted model, not a curated record
AUGGGGAAAGGGGAUACCGACAUAUUCUGGAUCACAGCCGUAUCGCUCCCGAUUCCCCCGUGGCCGAAAAAUGUGGUCCAGUCCAAAGCGGUUCUUCUUCACCCUGGCAAUGCAAGAAAGGUUGACAAAUUUGUCGUGUUGAGGAACAUGAUCGACCGCCAGGGGCGCAUACAUCUUAACCUCGUUGUUCUUUUCCGGCUCCUCUUACGAUGUCAACAUCUGGCCUUCGAUCACGCCCACUUCUGGACCUUCAUUCGCGACCACUGCGGUAUGGAAACUCUCAACUGUCGAAUGGCCGAGGAACUUGCAGAAAUCUACUCGGAUCGUCGCCGCGUAUACCUGGAAACCAAAAAGAUUUUCCCUAAGCGACAUAACUUCUUAAGUAGUCUCAUCGACGCAUGGAACUCCCGAGAUCCUGACCCGCCAGCCCAUGCCCGGCCGACAAACCAGGAACUUGUAGCAGAAUGGAACUACGUUGAGAAGUCAUGGCUAUGGCUAAUGGAGCACGACCGGAUGUCAAUCAUUGACCCGGAAAAUCCGCCCGUGUAUGGGGCUUUCCCCGCAAAGAAAGGUACACCUUCAAGCUUUCAAAUAAAAGGUGGAAGCAUACGCAGCACCGGCAAGGAUCUCGCCUCGCGCAUCUCGGCACCAUCACCCCAGCGUCAACGUAGAGGGUCUUCCACUAGUCUCCACGGCGAGAAGGUGCCUCCCGGCAAGGUCUUCUCACGCCUUUCGAUGCCAUCACCUGACAGGCAACGUAGAGCUUCUUCCGGCCACGAUUCCAUCAGGCCGUCUACUCCGGGUGCUUCAGAAAGAGCCAUCGAUGAUUUCAUUCAAAGCGAAGGGCGGAAAAGGAAGCUUAGUCCCGAAGCACCCGAUUCUCUAAAAAGGCAAUGCAUUCCGGAAUCUUCGCCAUGCUCCCCGCGACUAGACUCGCAGCUCACUCCUUGUCACAAGAAGCCCUCGAGCCAAGUGAUGAGCAGCCAAGACCAUCAGCAGACAUCCACGCACCACGGGGCUACAGACAUCAUGCUUGAUACAAGUCAGGAUCUAGCCAAAGAACAACACGAGACAUGUGACACGUCCCUGAACAAUCUAGCCACUAUUGGACACCAGAAAGAGGCACCCCAUGGCGAUGAGUUACUCCAAUUGCUCGAAACCAGAGUUGGGCAAAACGACGAGACUAUGCAGCUCUUGAAAGAACAAACAAACCUCGUCAUGGAAUCUGGGGAGCUUUCAAGGGAGAUUCAAAAAGCACACGACCAGCUCAACCUGCUCACUGCCUCAAAGUGCCAAGAUGCGCUGCAAAAGGUGGACGUGCUCAGUAGCCAGAUAAACAACCUUGUUGCGGAGAUAAUGGCAUGUCGCAAGUCGGAUCAAGAGAUUCAACAACGACAGCAAGGCCAGCAGGACCUUAUCAAAAGCCUCGAAGGCGAUAUGCAGACGUUGAACCAAGAGAUGAAGGAAGUCAAAAAUGGUCUUCUUUCGAAGACGGAUUCUCCUCAAGCCCGCGAGACAAGCAACCAAGCAGCCAGAAUACGACUAGAAGAUCGGAACGGGGUGGACGAUCAACAGAGCAUUCGGAUGGAGACACGGCUAGCCGUUUUGGAAGAGCGAAUGGGCACGCGAAUUGACUCGGCCCUGUCGCCCUCCAGGACCUUUGAAGAGCGCCUUGAGAGGAUAGAAAGGGCCACUGCCGAUCAAGUACCGAAUGCCGAAUACAUGCCUCGGAUUUUAAAGAUGGAGGAGGCCAUCGCCAUCAGCACAACCCUGAUUAAUAACUGCAGAACACUCGUCGACGUUAGCAGAGCCUCCUUAGAUCAACACCUAGGCAUCCUCCAUAAUCGCAUCGCAACGAUGGAGGCCCGCCUUACGAACCAGGUUGCUGAACAGGCUGAGGCAAAGAAAGAACAAACCAAGAGAAUGGAUCGAAUCGAGGCGGAGCUUCAACGUCAAAAGGAGACAGCAUCUACACCACAGCAUCUAACGUCGGCCGUCAGCAUGCAUCCGAAGCUAGCGGCUUCCAGGCCCAAAUGA